AUGAUGUGCAUCGGCUGUUUGUGCAUCUGCCGAGACUCCACGGCGCAGGAGGCACUGGCUUGGGUCAAGCAGUUGGAGGAUGCCCGCGUGCCAACUGAUCGACCGCAGACACCCGUGUCUCUUCAAGACGCCACACCCACUCCAUCGCAGAGGAGGCACCUUCUGGUGUCUGGCCGGUUCAACAGCAGCGCAAAGAUGCAGUACAUGAAGCGGGUCAAGGAGUUGCUGGAUUCCAAAGGGGUGCCCACCUUCAUGGUCGAUGCGGGAGGAGCCGGCGGCACAUUUGGGGAUCAAACUGCUCUGGGCCUUUAUCGUGCCAAGGCGUUGCUGGCUUUCUGCACGGAGGACUAUGGAGCAAAGACGGGAGCGCAAUACGAGACGUACGUUGAGCUCAAGUACGCGUACCAGAAGCAGCUGCGUAUUAUUCCAAUUCGGCUCUGCGAAACCUACCCCCCACAGCCGGAAGAUGAAGCAGGGAGGGCCCAGAAUGACCUGGUACUGCAGACCGACCUGGUCCGCAUCGAGGAUGUGGGCAUGCAGGACCCCGACCGGGUAGCCCAAGAGAUCUGCGAUGCUUUCGCCUUCGAGGUUUCCGCGCGCGCUGAUCUGGAAGAGCAGGCUGCCACUGAGCUGCUGGUGUCAUUCCACCUCGAUGAUGAGCCCGCUCCUGCGACAUUUUGUGCUACUGCCUGGACGUAUUGGAGCUGA
Molecule: messenger RNA, 708 nt
Organism: Symbiodinium natans
Lineage: Eukaryota; Dinophyceae; Suessiales; Symbiodiniaceae
Source: the annotation of a GenBank genome assembly